Helobdella robusta is the source of this 477-nucleotide messenger RNA. RefSeq lists its product as hypothetical. NCBI's taxonomy places the organism in Eukaryota, Metazoa, Annelida, Clitellata, Rhynchobdellida, Glossiphoniidae. The record is from RefSeq and is a predicted model, not a curated record. Bases 1 to 477 code for a protein of 158 amino acids. The transcript has 4 exons.
AUGAAUCGAUAUCUUUUGAAGAAAUAUCGUUUGAUGUACACAAACCCUAACCAGCUUCUGCAAAAACAAAGAGCCAAACCUUACAGAACUGAAUCAACUGAUAUAUACCUACAGUCGUUGUCGGCGAAAUUGGACAUAAAAAACUAUGCAAACCAACAAAUAUCAAUUUUUGCAAUGUUAAACAAAGGAGUCGCCAAUAAAGCCCUAUACAAUAACGUUGAUGACAUCAAAAAACGAUACAACAUCAACAAUUUAACUGAGCUCUCAAAGAACAUUAAAAAUGUAACUUCAAGCAAAAGCACAGAGACUAAGGAGAUUCACAGAACGGCACCUGAACUGAAAAAGGUUCACAACUUUUGGAUUAAAAGCUUUGAUUUUUUGCACGGAGAACUGGCUAGACAAAUGGGUAAAGCUAUCAGAAAUCCAGACAAUCUGACAAACUGUUUCACUGACGGCGUAACUGCUCUCAAAACGUAA